GUUUGUCAAAUGCAUCACCAUAUCCACCUUAUCUUCAGAUCGCUGCCGGUCCUGCCAUCUCCCGAUCGACCCAAAGUACCCAAAACAGAGCUUCAGCUGCAGCAAAUUCUUAGUGUCGUAUGCAGAGGUUGAGAAUUAUGGCUGCCACCUGCUUGCAGCAGAUUGCUUGCUCAUCUUUGAGCAGCAGCAGAGCUUUGGCAGUGGUGCCUGGAAAGGUUGAGGGGCUCCGCAGUCUGUCAACAUCGUCCUCCGUGCUAGUGAAGCCGUGGUGGCGUCAAAGCGGGGGCUUGCCAUUGAGAACUGUCACUGCAAGGCCGGCUUUCAUCGCCACUCGAGGAAGGUUCAAUGUACAGGCACAGGCUGUGAGCACUACAUCCGAGACUGAGGCAGAGGCUGCACCAGAGGCCACUACCGAUGUGACAGCUAUUGAAGCCGUAAAUGGAGACUAUGCCCCCUCCCAAUUGAAGACGAAGAAGCUCACGAAGCAAGUAAAACAUAUCAUGAACGUGAGUUAUUUUGUCUGGUUCCUCACAUUCCAUCAUUCCUUUCAAACGCGCUUCUAUUUUCACCUGUUAGCUACCAAGUUUGCUUGGUGGCGUAAAGAUUUCUCCAGAAUGUCUGCAUGAAGGACCUCUAGGCUAGCGCAGCAUCUAGAACUUUUUGUCUUUGAAGUUGAAAUGAAAUGAUUCUUUUCCUGUUGACGUUCUCCUGCAGCUUUUGAAUGCUGAAGCUCUUGAGGCCGCAUCGAAGGACAAAGUUAUUCCAGUACUCCGACCUGGAGAUGUCGUGCAGCUUAGAGUUGAGGUGCCCGAGAACAAGAGGCGUGUGUCAUUGCUUCGGGGAAUUGUGAUUGCUAUCCACAAUGCCGGAAUCAACUCUACAUUCAGGAUCCGAAGAGUUUUGGCUGGGGUUGGUGUGGAGAUGAUAUUCCCACUGUACUCUCCAAACAUCAAGGAGAUGAAAGUGGUCGACAAGAGAAGAGCUAGGAGAGCAAAACUUUAUUAUUUGCGCGACAAGAUUGCUAGGCUUUCUUCAUGUUAGGUUAACAAACACGUUGAAACCGACAUAUAAAGUCUGGUUCAGUAGCUAGUCUCCUUAACAGUUUUCAAAAUUCGCUUUUUAUCAGCAUCAAGGUCCCGGCCAAUUUGGCUAUAAUUUUUUUUAAUCAAUGUCAUCCCUUGCCAUUGAGGCCCAGUGCUUGGUCAUGCUAUGAACGGGCUCUUGCAGGGAGUGCCUUCUGGCGACUGAUACAGAUUGAGGAAUGGUUCUGCACAAAUCAAUUCGUAAUGUGGUACAUGAGGCCUAGAUUGAGUAUAGUUGAGAGAGGGACCGUGUGUAUCUAUCACUCUUAUUUUAAGAACCUUGUAAUGAAUGCUUCUGGCAAGCAGUCAGCACACAGAUGUU
Marchantia polymorpha subsp. ruderalis is the source of this 1404-nucleotide messenger RNA. NCBI's taxonomy places the organism in Eukaryota, Viridiplantae, Streptophyta, Marchantiopsida, Marchantiales, Marchantiaceae. The record is from the annotation of a GenBank genome assembly.